AUGGGCUGGUUAAAGACACAGGCAGAGCUGCUGUGGAGGUCCAAGUUCCAUGUUGGAGAUGAGGAGAGCCUUGGUUUUGUCCACAGAGAUGAGCUGAAUAAGACUUAUGGAGAACCAAAUGAUGAUUUGGAUUCCCACAGCUCUAGUCCAGAGGGCUUGGGCACACACCAUCUUAACAGUCCCAGCACUGGAGCUCCACAAAGCAUCCACCCAAAAAUCACCACCUGGGAGGCAGGCUGGAACGUCACCAACGCCAUUCAGGGGAUUUUUGUUCUGGGGCUGCCUUAUGCUCUUCUUCAGAGCGGUUACCUGGGUCUCCUACUCCUGGUCAUGGCAGCACUGGUCUGCAGCUACACGGGGAAAAUACUGAUUGCCUGUCUGUAUGAGGAGAAUGAGGAGGGAAGGCCAGUCCGGGUCAGAGAUACGUACGAAGACAUUGCCAACGCCUGCUGUAAACGUCUUUGUCCUCGUCUGGGUGGUAAACUUGUCAACACCGCACAAGUGGUAGAACUAUCCAUGACCUGUACUCUUUACCUGGUCGUCAGCAGCAACCUGAUGCUACACAGUUUCCCAUUCCUUCCGCUGACCCCUGCCACUUGGUCGACCGUGACCUUUCUGACCUUGAUGCCGUGUAUGCUGAUCCGGGACCUGCGGAUAGUGUCGCAUCUCAGCUUGCUCUGUUCCCUGGCCCAAUUCUUCAUCAUCUUUAUCAUCAUCUUGUAUUGCCUUCAGCAGGCGCAGCAUUGGUCCUGGAGGAGGUUGUCUCUUGCUGUGGAAUUUGAUAAGCUCCUGAUGUCUGUUGGAGUCAUCAUAUUCAGCUAUACCUCCCAGAUCUUCCUGCCCACAUUGGAAGGGAACAUGGAGAACAGAGAGGACUUCUCAAACAUGAUGAGUUGGACACAUUCCUUGGCCUGUAUCCUCAAGACCAUCUUCUCAGUCCUGGCUUUCCUAACGUGGGGUGAAGAUACCAAGGAGGUGAUCACUGAUAACCUCCCCAGUGGUCUCCGCCUAGUGGUCAACCUGUGUCUCCUGGCCAAAGCUUUGCUGUCUUACCCUCUGCCGUUCUACGCCGCGGCAGAAGUUCUCCAGGCGGGUGUUCUGAAGUUGGAGCACGCUCAGGGCAGGACAGAAAAGUUGACGCUGGCUCUUCGGGGAUGUCUCCUCCUCCUGACUUUCCUCAUGGCCAUGUUCAUGCCCCAUUUCUCUCUGCUCAUGGGUCUGACAGGCAGCGUCACUGGAGCUGCAAUGACACUACUCCUUCCCGCCCUUUUUCAUCUGCAGUUGAAGUGGACUCAGCUGGACAGCAAACAAAAGGCGCUCAAUUUUCUCAUCCUAGCGCUGGGCUCGCUGUGCAGUCUAUCAGGAGUAAUUUGUUCCAUUAAGGGGAUGAUGGAGGCUUUUGGGAACAGAUAA
This is a messenger RNA of Chanos chanos (milkfish), 1413 nucleotides long. Its product is annotated as vesicular inhibitory amino acid transporter. The coding region runs from base 1 to 1413 and encodes 470 amino acids. Gene Ontology annotation, biological process: amino acid transmembrane transport. Gene Ontology annotation, cellular component: vacuolar membrane. The transcript is spliced from 2 exons. NCBI's taxonomy places the organism in Eukaryota, Metazoa, Chordata, Actinopteri, Gonorynchiformes, Chanidae. The record is from RefSeq and is a predicted model, not a curated record. Gene Ontology annotation, molecular function: L-amino acid transmembrane transporter activity.